Messenger RNA from Puntigrus tetrazona (Sumatra barb), 3528 nucleotides. Its product is annotated as anoctamin-9. NCBI's taxonomy places the organism in Eukaryota, Metazoa, Chordata, Actinopteri, Cypriniformes, Cyprinidae. Gene Ontology annotation, cellular component: plasma membrane. Bases 930 to 3287 code for a protein of 785 amino acids. Gene Ontology annotation, molecular function: chloride channel activity. The record is from RefSeq and is a predicted model, not a curated record. Gene Ontology annotation, biological process: chloride transmembrane transport. The transcript has 26 exons.
GUUCCUCGUCGCGGCGCGGAAGUCUGUUAGAGUUUCGCGUGAAUCUCCCGUGCGGUUUGUAAUGGCGAACGAUUAAAGAUCGGCCCGAAGUGCGUGGAUCUCGCGCGGCCGUCACACACCUGGAGAAGAUGGAGAGAAACAUGAACCACCGGAGGCAGGAACGAAGAGAUUACAGAAAUCGUUUGCGCCCAAAGCAACGUCAAAGUCGGUGACUUCAGAGGAGGUGUUUCAGAUGAAGUGUCGACGUAGAUAAAGAGAAGCAAAUCCUGGAGAGUUGCGAAUCUAAGGGAAGCAACAGAACCAAACGCAGACUUCCAUUAAGUCGCGAAAGGGUUGAGGAUCGGAAAUACAAUAGUUUGGCAUGAAACGGUCGGUUGAUCGAGCUUUAGUUGUCUCCAGCAGCUGUCGUGGAGAAGCGGUAUCUAUAGACACGGUGUCUGUGUUUAGGACACGCCGAGCGACACAAAGCGUCUUUCGUUACCAAUCGAAACGUUGGCUAUUGUCGCAGGAUCUUUGCCCGUGUUGCUGCGGGACGUUUACAGAGCUCUGAGGCCCUCUGAUUUUUUUGUUUUGGUUUCAAGAAAACCAGUGUCGACGGCUAGACGCAGUGGAAUCAGAUCGAAAAUCAGAUCCCAGAUUGGUUCGCGAACCACGGCAGCUAUUGAAAAAAGCAGAAACCACACAAAACCCUCAUGACUUCACAACUUUAGUCAGCAGGAAGGUAUUCUUGGCAUUCGCAGGCGUACUCUCAUAAGAAAGUCUACUUGGUGUCUUGGUUUCACAACCUUAAGUUUUCAGCAUAACGCGCACGGAGCUGUGAUUGCUUUACAUCGGGGCAAGGAUGCGACGUCAAAACUGACUGAAAUGGCAGCAUUGACUUUUUAGAAACCUUUGGAGUUGUGAAUGAGAAUGGCAUUGAAAUCCCGUCUAUGCCACCAGUGCAACCACCUCUGACCUUCGAUUAUGUUCUUGUGGCAAAAAUCUCAGAGGAUGAGAACAACCACGCAUUCAGAAAACAGACAGCUUUCAUCGAAACUUUAAAGAAGAAGAAAUUGAAUGUAUAUAAAUUUGGAGAUGAGGACGAUAAGGUGUUUUAUUGCAUCCGAGCGCCGGAAAACAUUUUCAAGACUUACCGGUAUCUCUUGAAAGUGUCUGACGCCUGUAACUGGAGUUGUGACCAGCAGGGUACUAUACCUCAGUCAAUCAGGAUUCGUAUUGUUGAUUUCAUUCUGCAUCACACAUUCAUUGAAUCAGAAGGUGUUUCAGAAUAUCUGCCAGAUCUCAUGAAAAAAAAUGUUUUCGAGACCCACUUUUGUUUACACGAGAAAAGGGAGCAAAAAGAUUUGAAGCAGAGCUGGGCUCGUUGGUCUGCGUGUUUCAAAGGACAGCCCAUAACAAACAUCAGAAACUACCUUGGUGAGAAGGUGGCUCUGUAUUUCCUGUGGCUGGGCUGGUACACAUUUCUCUUGAUUCCUGCUUCUUUAAUUGGUCUCAUAGUGUUCCUGUACGGCGUGGCCUUCUACAACACAAGUCCUCUGAUAAAGGAGGUGUGCCAGUCAAAUGUAAUUAUGUGCCCUCUGUGCGAUAAAACAUGCAGAGUGUGGGAGCUUUCUGAAACCUGCUUAUAUGCAAAGGUGAGCCUUCUGUUUGAUAAUGAAGGAACGGUAGCGUUCGCCAUGUUCAUGGCAGUGUGGGCUACUGUGUUUCUGGAGUUCUGGAAGCGCCACAGAUCAUCUUACGUGUGUGCAUGGAAGGUCUUCGACUGGUGUGAGGAAGAGGAGGAGUUGAUUCUGGACAUUGUAAAUAAUGCACACUGCGAACCUAAAAGACACAGGCACUCUUACCUGCGCUCUACUGUUGUACUGGUUUUAGUCACUCUCAUGUUGCUGAUCAUCAUUGGUUUGACCCACGUCCUGGUUGUGUGUCGAGUCAUCGCUACUGUGCUCCUGGCCGAAAACAGUCCCUGGAAGGUCAUUACGGAAAAUUCGCAAACGGUUGCCGUGAUGCUCGGAGCCGUGCUUCACUACAUCACCAUCACCGUCAUGACCCGGGUCAAUUGCAUAGUAGCUAUGAAGCUGAGUGAAAUAGAGAAUAAGCACUCCCAUGCGGCCAUUGAAAGGAGCUUCACAGUCAAGAUGUUCAUAUUCCAGUUCUUUACAAUGUUCUCCUCUCUCAUAUACACGGCGUUUUUUCUGGGAAGGAUUAACGGUCAUCCUGGAGGAUAUGUGAGGAUAUCCGGCAUAUGGAGACUGGAAGAGUGUCACCCAAGUGGCUGUCUCACAGAUUUGUUCAUUCAGAUGUCGGUUAUCAUGGUACUUAAACAGACCUUCAACAACAUCUUUGAAUAUUCUGGUCCCUGGUUUAGUCGGUGGAUGAAGAGGAAAAAGACCCAGAAGUUUAGGAGAAGGUGUUUCAAAUGCUAUAAGAAGGAGUGUAUGAAUGCCAAGGUAGGAUCCGAACUCUGUGAGAACUGCAAACUCGAAGAAAUCCACAGAAACUACAGCCUGAUUAAAACGGAUCGCUUCAGCCUCUUCAACGAGUUCUUGGAAAUGGUGAUCCAGUUUAGUUUCACUACUAUCUUCGUAGCUGCAUUUCCUUUGGCUCCAUUGUUGGCUCUGCUCAACAACAUCAUUGAGAUUCGACUGGAUGCCAUUAAGAUGGUGAGCCUUGAGCGCAGGCUGGUGCCAACAAAGGCCAACGAUAUUGGUGUUUGGACGGAUGUGCUUGAGGUGAUCGGUAUGCUUGCAGUCAUUGCUAAUGGCCUGGUCAUUGGUAUAUCUUCUGAUUUCAUUCCACGACUGGUUUACCAGUACCUCUAUGGGCCUUGCGUCGGCGGCAGUGCUUCUGGCAUUGAUUGUAUGGCUGGAUACAUAAACAACACUCUAUCCAUUGCCAAUACAAGUGAUGAGAGAGUCAGGGAUGAUUUCUCAAGGGGUCAAAUGGUCACCUACAGUGGCAUAAAUGUGACGCACUGCAGCUACAGAGACUACAGAAGUAACGAAGACUUCAGUUUAACUAAUCAGUUUUGGGUCAUUCUAGCAGCGCGGUUGGUCUUCAUCAUUCUAUUUGAGCACGUAGUGGUGAUCUUUAAGUGUGUGGCAAGCUGGUUUGUUCCUAACUCACCACUGGAUGUGAGAAACGAAAGACUGUAUGAUAAACUCAUGAGACUCAAGCAAGAACUGAGAGCUCAAAGAGCACAACAGGAUACUUUGACCAAACUUAAGGAGAAUGGGAAUUCAAAACGACCAUCUAAACAGAAAAAAGCAAAGAAGCUAAAUAGUAUGUGAGACAAAUGAGCCAAGACGAGAUUCCCCUGCAUGCAAUUCUUCGGUCCUCAUUGUAGAAGACUGUGCAUUUUGGUUGUUGCUAAUCACCUUAGUUUGAUAAAAAGAUUAAAGGUUUUACAUUUAAAAAAAAAAAAGUGGUAAUUUUUAUUUUUUUUAUUGCAUGUCAGUUUGUGAAUUAAUGACUGCUCAAUAAAUCGGUUUUGUUUAAUGCGUAUAAAUAUGUAUACGCUACUCUUCAAAA